AUGGCUUCAUCUUGUUCUACGAAUAAAGCCCUUUUGGUCGGCCUACUGACAGGCUCUGCUUUGACUGUAUUAGCUACUGGAUUGUUCUCUUAUUUGGCACAUGACAAGAUAACAACAAACGCAGAACAAGAAGAGGAGAAAGAGCAAGUUCCUGAUGAUAUGCAACCAGACAUUGUAGAAGGUGUAGAUGGAUUGAUAGGCAAUACCCCUCUGAUGAAGAUUCGUAGCCUUUCAGAAGCAACUGGAUGUCUUGUGUUGGGCAAAGCAGAGUUCUUGAACCCAGGAGGCAGCUCCAAAGACAGAGUGGCACUCAACAUGAUCAGAACAGCCGAGGCCCAACAUCUUAUCAAACCUCACACUGGCAGCACAAUUUUCGAAGGUACUGUUGGAUCUACCGGUAUCUCUAUUGCUAUGAUUGCUCGUGCCAAGGGCUACAAAGCAUGGAUUGUCAUGCCAGAUGAUCAAGCCAUCGAGAAAUACCAGCUUUUGGAGAAAUUAGGAGCCACUGUAGAAAAAGUACGGCCUGUUAGCAUCAUUGACAAGAAGCAGUUUGUCAAUUUGGCCAGAGAGAGAGCAGCAACCUUCCAUGACGGCGAGGCUACUGGUUACUUUGCAGAUCAAUUCGAGAAUGAAGCCAAUUUCAAAGCACAUUACACAUUUACUGGACCAGAGAUUUACAGACAAACUGCGGGCAAGAUUGACGCUUUGGUUUUGGGGGCUGGUACAGGUGGAACUCUGUCUGGCAUUACCUGCUUCCUAAAGGAACACAUCAAGGACAUGAAGGUCUUUUUAGCGGAUCCCCAAGGAUCUGGGCUAUACAACAAGGUGAAAUACAACGUUAUGUACGCACCUACAGAGCAAGAAGGUACUCGCAAGAGACAUCAAGUGGAUACAGUGGUGGAGGGUAUCGGUAUCAACAGAUUGACACAAAACUUUGACCGUGGAAGACAUUUAGUAGACGAUGCUUACCGUGUGACAGAUGAAGAGGCUAUCAAAAUGUCUCGCUACCUUGUGCGUGAGGAUGGCUUGUUUGUUGGAAGCAGUUCGUCUGUCAACUGUGUGGCAGCUUACAGAGCAGCCAAGCGAUUGGGACCUGGCCAUGUCAUUGUCACCUUGUUGAAUGACUCUGGACAACGCCAUCUGACUAAAUUUUGGAGCGACGAGUACCUGAAAGCACAAAACAUCUACUACGAACUGAAACCAGAGGAAACCGUGCGAGACUUUGUCAAAUAA
This is a messenger RNA of Mucor velutinosus, 1233 nucleotides long. RefSeq lists its product as uncharacterized. Gene Ontology annotation, biological process: L-cysteine biosynthetic process. Lineage: Eukaryota; Fungi; Mucoromycota; Mucoromycetes; Mucorales; Mucoraceae. The record is from RefSeq and is a predicted model, not a curated record. The transcript has a single exon. Bases 1 to 1233 code for a protein of 410 amino acids. Gene Ontology annotation, cellular component: cytoplasm.